GGAGACUACUAGACUACUACUAGACUACUGCAGCUGCGGUUCCAUAGCACGCGCGCUCUGCCCCGCUUUAUGAAUACUUUGAUCCUGUUAUGUCUCGAGCCCAAUGCUGUCAGCAGCGGCGCGUUUCAUGCAUUUUUCAGAGCCCUCGCGCGGACGAAGAAACAUUUUGUGAACCAAAAGACUUGCUGAGAAUGAGUCCCGCAUAACUCCGGGUAUUGUUGCUAUCUAUCCCCUCCUUUCUCUCACUUUUUCCCCUGUCCCGCGUUCUCCAAGUUGAGUCAUUGUACAUAAGUAUGGUAGAUAAAGGCCCCUUGUUGACUUCUGCCAUUAUUUUUUAUCUGUCCAUUGGGGCAGCAAUUUUUCAAGUCCUGGAGGAGCCCAAUUGGAAGGAAGCUGCAAAACACUAUAGUGACAAGAAGGAUGAAAUACUUAAGGACUAUCCGUGUCUGACGCAAGAUGAUUUGGACAAAAUAUUAGAGAUUGUGUCUAAUGCUUCAGGCCAAGGGGUCACUAUAACCGGCAGCAAUACCUUCAACAACUGGAACUGGCCAAAUGCCGUUAUCUUUGCCGCCACUGUUAUCACAACUAUCGGAUAUGGGAACAUUGCCCCUAAAACGUCACCAGGCCGUGUAUUUUGCAUCUUCUACGGGCUGUUUGGUGUGCCUUUAUGUCUUACCUGGAUAAGUGAGCUAGGAAAGUUCUUUGGUGGCAGAGCCAAGCACCUGGGCCAGUAUCUCACCAAGAAAGGAUUUUCAUUGAGAAAGGCUCAAUUUACCUGCACCGCUAUAUUUCUCCUCUGGGGUGUGCUGGUCCAUUUAAUCCUUCCACCUUUUGUAUUUAUGUCCCAAGAAGGUUGGACAUAUAUUGAAGGCUUGUACUUCUCAUUUGUCACCUUGACCACAAUUGGUUUCGGGGACUUGGUAGCAGGUGUGGAACCAAAUACAGAAUAUCCAACUCUGUACCGUUACUUUGUGGAGGUGUGGAUUUAUCUGGGGUUGGCCUGGCUUUCUUUGUUUUUCAACUGGAAAGUGCGGAUGGUGAUUGAGGCCCACAAGGCACUGAAGAAACGUCGCAAGCUGCGCAAGCUAUCUCUCGAUGAGCUCCGGCACUACAAAGAGUCUCACAAGGCUGCACUUCGUUUGCCACCCACUCCUAAUGACGUCAAUAUCUUCAGCUUCCUGUCCAAGAAGCAGGAAGGCUACAAUGACCUAAUUAAGCAGAUCGGCACCAAAAAAGAUGCCAGAAGCAACGGCGGUAGUGCCAAUGCAAUCAAUAAAUCCAAAGACAUUAGUCGGUCUAAGAGUUGCAAUGAUGCUCCGAUGUUUAACGGUCAUACCAUCCUUAGUCUGGACCGUUCACCCCGGCAAAAGAGACGCUAUAGUUUCAGUGACCGUGUCACUGUUGCUUUUUCAAAGUCCAAGAACUACCUCCUGGGCUCAGACAACGGUUUGCUGCUAACAGAGGACCAUGUAGAGGGUGACCUAGAACUUGACAGGUUCGAAAUGUAUGAGAACCAGCUUGACAAGGAUGUUGACCUGGAGAACGGAGGGGUGGGAGAUUGUGGAGCAGGUGGUCGAAGGACAUGGGACUCUAAGGAGUACCAUCCCCUAACAUUCCAAAAUGCAAACAUUACUUUUAUAGAUGAGGAGAACUUUCUCAGCAAUAACUUGGAGGAGGAAGACGAUGAUGAUGAUGAUGAUGAUUCUAAAGCAAAACUAUCCAUUACUACAUGUGAUGAAAACAUUGAAACAAACUCCAAGGAGGAGCCCGGUUCUGAAUCUGAAGGGUCUGUGUUCACCAGUGACGGUUCAGAACACACCCACUCCUAUGAGAAACUUGUGGAGGAAUAUGCAAAGGAAGAAAAUACAGACUCUUGAGACAUCAGUCUUGAACUAUGUAAAGUCGACACAUGUUCCUGGU
Cottoperca gobio is the source of this 1920-nucleotide messenger RNA. It is a transcript of the gene kcnk5a, whose product is annotated as potassium channel, subfamily K, member 5a. The transcript is spliced from 5 exons. Lineage: Eukaryota; Metazoa; Chordata; Actinopteri; Perciformes; Bovichtidae. The record is from RefSeq and is a predicted model, not a curated record. Gene Ontology annotation, molecular function: potassium ion leak channel activity; outward rectifier potassium channel activity. The coding region runs from base 294 to 1877 and encodes 527 amino acids. Gene Ontology annotation, cellular component: plasma membrane. Gene Ontology annotation, biological process: stabilization of membrane potential; potassium ion transmembrane transport.